Saccharomyces kudriavzevii IFO 1802 is the source of this 2808-nucleotide messenger RNA. RefSeq names its product Nnf2p (gene NNF2). NCBI's taxonomy places the organism in Eukaryota, Fungi, Ascomycota, Saccharomycetes, Saccharomycetales, Saccharomycetaceae. The record is from RefSeq and is a predicted model, not a curated record. The transcript has a single exon. Bases 1 to 2808 code for a protein of 935 amino acids.
AUGGAGAAACAAUCUAAGAAUCAAAAGAAAGUACUGCCAACUUCACAGCCACCCUUAAAUACUGAAAUGGGUGAACAACCUACUGAAUUUGCUAAAAAGCAUAGGUUCAAAGACACUCUUGCAUUGUUUUUGGUGUUUUUGAGUUUCAACCAUUUUACUUCCCUCUGUUUAUUGGUGUCUUUUAUUAUUGCCACUAAAUGCAAAGAUUUUUUGGCAAACUGCUUUAUUAUACUUUUCCUAUCGAGAAAACCUUCUCGCCAUAUCAGUGAAGUGGCACACAUAGAUAUCACCACUUCCAGAAGGACCAACAGUAACACUAGUAGGAAAUUAAAUUCCCGGUUUUUUACCUACUCCAAAAAUAGUUUCGUGAUUCCUGUCCCUAUAUUAAUAUUUGAGAUUAUAUUUGCAAUGUUAUUGAAGAUAUACGGUGGAAACUACUUUGUUAAACCAAUAAAGAAUUUGGCAAUUUCUAUCAUUGCCUCAUUUUUGAUCAAUGACCCAAGCGAUUGUUUAAGUUACGCCACUUCAUGUUCAGUAUUGUAUGCAGUCUCAACCAACAUUUUUCAAAGAGUAUCACAUCUCUUUGCCACUACACAAUUAUUCGAUUCGUUUUUCCGAGGAACCGAGCAAUCAGUUAAAUUAUUUGCAGUUUUCCACAGAUAUGCACAAUUUUUAAGAAAACUCUUCUCUCUAUUUUUACCAUUGUCUUUUGAGAUGCUUGGUAGACAUGCUGAAAGUAUUGUUUACUAUUUAUCAUUCCACAUUCUUUUUUUCUCAUUUGUUUCAAGUUUACUGUAUCCCCAUAAACAAACAACGGAAAAUAAACCAUCGAAGAAAGGCCUCAACUCUAACAGAACAGAGGGGAAUCGUAUACAGGGGAUGCAAAAGAUGAGAGUUUCAUCAUCACCAGUUUCUACCGAUUCAAAUACAUUGGAGGAUCAAACUCCUAUGAUACCGAACGAUCCAGGUGGUCUUAAUAACAGCAAUCAACCUACCCAUUCAUCUCAACAAAAUAGCUCUCCACUUUCUUCACCACCACACAAUAAUUUGUUAAAUCCUGCCAAUUCUGAUCCUAGUGAUGUUGUUUCCAGCUUUCCUUAUUUUACUUCUAUGGUGAAGGAGUAUAAAUCCUUUCAACCAUCUGUGAUCUCUGCCGAAAGAAGUAAUUCUCAGGCAGUUACCACCACAACGACCACAACCUCUCCCACAACAUUCAAUUUUUCAGGUGAUAACAACGAUUUGCCAUCUGAAAUUCCCGUAUCAAACCCCAUCAAUGCAGCCUCGACGAACAAUUCAGAUCCUUUCUCUUGUUCAAACGACAAGUACACUAAUCAACUGUUCGAACUGAACGUUGAUUUUGGAAAUAUAUUUUCUUCAAGCAAUCUGUCAUCGGAUAUAUCUGUCACAACAAACCUAGAGAAUUUUAUUCGUCUUUUAUUUAGAAGAAAAAAUCAACAUUUGAUUGCACCCCUAUGGUCUAUGGUAGUUACAUUAAAAACGACAAAUUUUGAAAAAAAGUAUCUGCAAGAAACUUUUGAAAAUCCACUAACACCAACUAACUCCAGCACUUCAUACACCGAUAAUCAGGAAAAGCAUAAUGAAGAUUUGGACACGAUUAAAACACACUCAAUUCCAUCAAGAAUUAGUUUUACCCAUGCUGGCAAGUUUAAGAAAAGUGUUUUUAACAAUUUUGAACCUUCAAACACAAUGGCGUUAAUCGCAAAAACAACAUCUGAUGACUAUAAUCAGUUGAAUUUGGUUUCUACCAACGAGAAUAUUUUCAAUAGAAAUGAUAAUGAUUAUAAAGUUUGCAUCAUUGACAUUAGCACGAAUUCCAUCACUUUUCACAUUGAGAAUUUACAUGAUGGUGAACUCAUUGUUCUAGUAAACGGUGUCAUUUGGUCAGAAGUUUCAUGCGCUUUGAUUUUGGAACAUGUGGGGGAAGAAUACGUUGUUGUUAAUGGGUUGGUUCCUUCUUGUUCUUAUGAUAUACAAUUCAUCAAUAGGCUAAAUCACCGUGAUGAUUAUUUGGUUUCUGAUUUGAUAGUCAGAACGUGUGGAAGCGACAAUGCAAUUGCUGGAAAAUUUGAAAAUCUCGAUUUCAGUUUUCCUUCGUAUUAUCAUAGAAAAUUCCUAUCUCCACUGCUAACUUUAAAACAUUCCGUAUUAACCACGAAUGCGAACCUGUCCGAUGAAAGAGCAAAGCUGAAAAAAACGAAGAAGGAAGUUAGCAAGAAAUUAAGUCUUUUAAGGCAAGAGAUUGAUUACUUCAAAAGCAGAAUUGCACAGAAUGCGACAAAUGAUGAAAAGAGCACUUCUAAAGUCGAAAAUUUGAAAGUUGCUUUACAGCAAAGCGAAAUUGCAGUAAAUAAAUUGGAGAAGCAACUCAAGAAGCUCACUGAAAAAGAACUUGACUUAGAAGAGGAAUAUUUAAAGAAAAAAGAUCUACAUUUGAAAAACCAAUUAGAGUACGGCAAAUUGGAGGAGAGCUUGUCGAAAGAUUUAAAAAACUCUGAAAGCAAGUUUAACAAACUCAACCAAGAAUUAAGUCAAGUGGCCUCCAAACUGGAUAGGCUGAAUGCCAGAAACGAGAAGCUGCAAAAGGAAGUUGAUCAAAACGAGAAAGAGAUAGAAAAAUUUAGCACUCAGUUCUUGAGCAAAAGAGAAAAGGAUAGGUUCAGGAGAAACGAAUACAGGAUACGCGAAGCCAACAAAUUUGAAUUAACUAUAAAAGGGUUGGAACAAGAUGUCAACCGGUUAGAGCAUGAAAACGAAAAUAUACACAGCUUGAUCGGCAAUAGUUACUGA